Molecule: messenger RNA, 4352 nt
Organism: Hyalella azteca
Lineage: Eukaryota; Metazoa; Arthropoda; Malacostraca; Amphipoda; Hyalellidae
Exons: 4
Coding region: 80-2392 (770 amino acids)
Biological process (GO): cell differentiation; regulation of transcription by RNA polymerase II
Cellular component (GO): nucleus
Molecular function (GO): sequence-specific DNA binding; DNA-binding transcription factor activity, RNA polymerase II-specific
Source: RefSeq, a predicted model, not a curated record
UCGGAGUGAACAGUUGUGCUUAGAUUCUGCUCCUGUAUUUUCAUCGUUUUCGAUUUUUAUUACAUUCACUUGAGUCAAGAUGGUCUACAGCACGGUGAACCAAAUGAUGCCUAGCAAUGGUUUUGGAAGUCCGGUGAGUCCUCCUGAUCUGCAUUUCGAGUGCCGCGAAGUGCCUUCUCCUUCACAAUAUUCUGACCCUUCAUUCUCUCCUCCUUCUCUGCACUCUCCUCCUCAUUUCCUACCCGAUCAAGACACGCUCCUCAAGGAAGAACCUCUGAGUCCUUAUAACGGCUAUCAAAACAAUAAGAGCAUGUUGGGUGUACCCAACAAAAUUAUUUCUCAGGCAGACCUUGCCGAGGAAGCCAUGCUCUCUUCGAACAUUCACCAUCAAGCCUACAUGCAGCAGCAACUGUUCAGUUCUUUCCAGAACAAUCAAAUGCAGCCACUGCUGCAAGUGCCCAAGCAACAUCACACUCAACAGCCAAUGGUGUACAACACUCAACUAAACUCUCCUAAGUUGGGUUCGGCCGAAUCAAAUUUUGUAGAUUACGAACUGCUUCAACUUCUCAACAACCCAGAGAUGGCCAAUACUAUGGAGAUGCUCGUCGAACGAGAGCUGAUGCUCGAAAACGCAUCCAAGGAACACAUCUCGAUGACUCACGUUCAUCAGCCUUCCGAGCAAAAUCGCCAAAUGCCUCCUGCAUACAGCCAAACUGUGAUGCAGCAGAAGAUUACUCAGGAGUGCCAGCAAUCCGAUCAAAACCAAGUUACGAUGCUGCGACAAAUGACUCCAAAGUUCCAACUUACGCAGUUGCAGCAACAGCCUCAACAACAAGCGACUACCCUCGCCCCAGACGAUUUGAUGAAACUCAAGUGUUGUGAUGACUCGCAACUCAACCCUGAAGUUUUCACCACGAUUUCCGUACCCUUUGGGCGACCCGAGCCAUCACAGGAGUCUUCAUCAGAUCGAUCUCAAUGUUUUUCUCCCGAACAAAUGUAUCCGACUUUUGAGAGCCUCAUCGAUGACGGAGAAAUCGAACCUGCCGCCGAUGUCGAUUCUGAUGUGGACCCAGUCUGCGUUUUUGACUCCCUCAUGAAGAGCAUCUACAACGACGCUGGAGUCUCCCACAAUCCCUACGAUUGGUCGGUGAGCAGCGUCCGUUCAUGGCUGAAAGCUGCUGCCAAGACCAUCCAAGUGAGCCUCCCAGAGAGCAGCUUGAACUUAAACAUCGAUGGCAAAAUGCUCCUGUCCAUGAGCCCUGAACAGUUUGCCUCGGUUCUUGGAUGUAAAAAUGCUAAAUCGCUUCUCGUAUUGCUCGAUCAACAUGUUCGUUUUCAAGCGGAUGAAAAAUCAGGCUCAAACAACACUGGUAUCGGUAAAGAGUUCUUGCAAGUUAAGCAAGAAGCACUUUCAGAAGAGGCGCAAAUUCUUACUGAAAUGUCGUCGUCCAUGAUACCAACAUCUGUUGUAAAUCAUAAGUACAACGCUCAUUUCACAAUGCAGCCAAGACUCGCGGAAGACGCCAGUUCGAGUGCACUUUCCGUUGGUAAUCACCAUGUUGAUGGGGAUCGAAAACCGCUAAUGGAGCAGUUCGUUUCGCUGCCUUCAUAUCAACAUCAACAGCAAAAACAACAGCAACAACAGUUGCAGCUGCAACCUCAACCUCAGCAGAUUUCUAAAGUUGAACGCUCGAGCGAUUCAGGAUCACCAACAUACUCUUCAUUUCAAGUGAAUCAAACCAACGAACAGCGGAACGCUAAUUUUUCAUAUAGUCCUACCAGCACUAUUGUUACCAACAGUGGGACAUCGCACUUGAAUAACAACGCACCCUCACUUUACGUCCCUUCACCCGCUGUGGUAAAACAAGCGACUGCGCAUUGUAACAUGACGGCUGGCUCUUCACAAGCUGGCAUGGUACACUCACCAAACGGUCAGCCUGUGCCUCUUCAAGAUGGUAUCAAUGGUUAUGUCAACGAUUCCGGUGCAGAUUUGUCGGCGUUGCUUCAACAACAAUCGCCUCAACACCCAGCUACAUUGGACCCUGAGGAGUCCAUGGACACUGAUGAAGAUGUCGAAGAAGACGUACCAGCGAGCAGCACGGGAGGCAGUGGCCGAUCUCACAUUCAGCUCUGGCAGUUCCUCAAGGAGCUCCUCGACAACAACAAAAAGUACGGUUCAUGCAUUCGCUGGCUCGAUCGUCAGGAGGCGAUCUUCAAGAUCGAAGAUAGUGUCCGCGUCGCAACCCUUUGGGGUGAACGGAAGAACAGGCCUCAGAUGAACUAUGACAAACUCUCUCGGUCCAUUCGUCAGUACUAUAACAAGAACAUCAUGAAGAAAACAGAACGUUCCCAGCGAUUGGUGUACCAGUUCUGUGCUCCUUACGGACAGUAAGCGGUACUUCUGCAUUCUGCCCAUGAUUUCGAUGGCUGAUGGACGGACUGACUUAUGAGUUUUCUAAGUCAGUUUGGCCUGACUUUGACCCGUUGCUUGGACUGUCGUAUUUUUAGAGGAGAAAGGUAAUUUUCUCCGAUUUGCGCAAUUGGUGAUCAGUGUAUCGGAUUUAUUCCUGAUCCUGAUCGUGACCAAUGUGUGUUUUAUUUUCUGACUAUAUAUCUAUGAUAUAUUCCCCUGAAGUAAGUUCUGUGAACUUGAGCAUUUAAACGAAAGUAUCAGUACGCUGCUUUUGUUUUAAGAUAUCCCUUUAUUAUGAACGAGUUCUGUAGAUACUGUAGUGAUCAAUCCCCUGGAAAAAAUUGCUGCAAGUUGUUUGACAAUUUUCUCGAGUGGCUUCGGAUCUACAGUCGAGGUUUAAAAUAUGCUAGUAUAGCGUGCUGUUUUAAUUUAGCGUUUCAGUUUGAAAAACUAUUUUAAGGUGAUAUCUAAGUGUUUUAAAUUAUCUUUUUAUUAAGUUCUCGCUUAUAAGUGGACUGAGGUAGAGCGAAAUAUAGGCCAAACUUCCCUCGUCUUCAGUCCAGUAGCCGAUAGCUUGAGCUCACCACCUGGACGCAGUUGGUGUCGUUCCCGAGCUGUCCGCGCGAGGGCUCCUCUGCAGCUCGAAAACUCGGUAGUCGCCGUAGCUAAGCGAUCGUAUUUUUCGAGAGACAAACGACCCCUCGUAACUUUUCCAGAAUUGAUGAGCGUUUUUAUUAGAUUCUGAUGCGUUAUCCUUCUAUAUGUUGUUAAAAAACCAAGAUUUAGUUCUCAAUGCUGCUGUUCUCUUUCUCGCUUAGUGACCUUGGCUCCCAGUUUCUGCAUAGAGAAAACCCGAUAGAAUGUCUCUUUCCUUAAUUGAUUGACUCGUAGCUGCCAAGUGAUGGUAGACGCGUUGUCGUAUGAUUUUCGUACUUCUUUGGGUUGCUGCUGACUUGUUCAGCAGAUCACCAGAGCUUUCUCAUUUCAUAACUAACUUUAUCUUGAUUUAUCUCAUCGUGAGGUGCGUGCUUGAAGUUAGCACUCAUUUUCGGCUGGUAAUUUGAAUAUCAUGAGCUGAAAAUAACGUCCCGACUUGAACCACGCAUGUGUCCAGCUCACGUCGAGCUCGAUUAGAAAGUUCUGAUCUUUCUUGCUGACCACGAGCGCCGCAAGCUUGCCAACUUUCACGCUCGCUUCGCCACAGCGUUGAAUUUACGUCAUUCUCUCGCUUUACGUUACUAACCUCCUGCACAUUCGAUUUUGUAUGAACUUUGCGAGAGCAUGCACGGCAAAGAUCAUAUAAUGUUGAAGAAACAUGGCACAAUAUUUAGUUUCAUCCUUUAUCUAAUUUUAAGAAUCACCUAUCAGUCUUUCCAAUUAUCUAAUGCGCGUUCAUCUGACUUUCUUAAAUAGUAAAAAAUAUUCUAAACAUACCUUAUGUGAUUUUCAUUUCCUAUAUGAGAAUUGAGGCAUAUGCAGACGCAGCCUGUGCUACAUCAUCUAAUGAUGAAAAUAUGAGAAGCAAUUAUGCGUCUUUCAUUGUUAGUUAUAUUCGAUUCAAUCGAAUGUUAUACUUUUUGAGUAUCUUCUUUCAAUUUUAUUCAUAUUUAUCAUGACGAGGUGGAAUUUCGUCGGUUAUCGUCGUUCUGUCAACCUCUUUCUAUAUUUAAGAUAAGAUUAAGUCUUACAUCGGAAACUUGUAUCUUUGUCUAGAAUCGAGUAUAUCGCUUGUGGAGAGUAAAGUUCCAACGGAAUGGACUCGUGCAAAGGCAAAGUUAUAUAUUUUUAUAAUUAUGUUUUUAAAAUGUAUUUCUGAAAAUUCUUCUGAAAAAUUUUUUCGCUUAAUAAUCUAAUUCAAGCUUUAUUUGGUUUGGUUAGGAACUAUAUGCCAUCGGUCUAAUUCACUGUUUACAUUUCUUUCAAUAAAUUAUUGUGCUCA